Molecule: messenger RNA, 1242 nt
Organism: Lactuca virosa
Lineage: Eukaryota; Viridiplantae; Streptophyta; Magnoliopsida; Asterales; Asteraceae
Source: the annotation of a GenBank genome assembly
AUGGUGUCACCAGAUUCCAAUACAAACUCUAACAACAUUCAUCAAUUUCUCAUUUCAAACCCAACCCACUAUGAAAGUCAACCUUUUGAGGCUUAUGGAGUUGACUUGAGAGGUCUUGGUUCAUACCAGCAUCAGUCUCUCAAUGUACUUCCCACCAUUCAGUCUUUUGGUGAAAGAAUUUCAAGAUCCAUUGAUCUUAUUCAAGCUCCUUCAAUGGCGGAAGAACAAGAACUUAACCAACAUCACCAUAACCAGAAACUUUCACUUUCUUUAGGUUCUGGUUUGCUCUUUCCUUCCUCAACUGAAUACAGAGGGGAAAGAUGUUACUUGGUUUCCGAAGAAGAAUUACAAGAAAAAACAAGAAAAGCUUUUAACCCUUCAGAUUAUUCUUCUUCGUCUUCACUUAACCAAUCUUCUUCCACCUUUUAUGGAACAGAAUCACUCUCGAUAUCAGUAGGUAGUUCGAGGUACUUGAAACCAACUCAGUCUCUUCUUGAAGAAGUAGUUAGCGUCGGUGGGAAGGAUCUUGAUUCAAGCAACAAGUCUUAUGCGUGUAAAUUAUCAUGUUCGGGUAGACAAGGUUCGUUAGGGUUAUGUUCGGAACUAAAAGCAGAAUUAUGCAGUAAUGGGUUGCCAUUUGAGAAACAAGAACUUCAAGCGACAUUAGCAAAGCUCAUUUCUUUAUUAGAAGAGGUGGAGAGAAGAUACGAUCAAUAUUAUCAGCAACUAGAAGAUGCGGUUUCCUCAUUCGAAAUGAAUGCAGGUUUAGGAUCAGGGAAGUCAUACACUGCAUUAGCACUAAAUGCGAUGUCAGGACACUUUUCGAGCUUGAAAGAUGCAAUUUUGUCACAGAUUUAUGCAACCCGAAAGAAAAUCUUGCAAGAUUUACCAAGAAUCAACAUGGGUUUUUCACAACUCAGCUUGUUCGAUAAAGAAAAUAAUAGACACAACCGUAUAGCCCUUCAACAGCUUGGAAUGAUGGCUAGCCCACGACAAACUUGGAGACCAAUUCGUGGUUUGCCGGAGACUUCUGUCAUGAUACUUCGAUCUUGGCUCUUCGAGCAUUUUCUCCAUCCAUAUCCAAACGACAGUGAAAAACUUAUGUUGGCAUCACAGACGGGAUUGUCAAAGAACCAGGUGUCCAAUUGGUUUAUAAAUGCUAGGGUCCGACUGUGGAAACCAAUGAUCGAGGAAAUGUACAAGGAAGAAUUUGCAGAUUCAUCCGAGGAUUCAAACUUGUAA